Molecule: messenger RNA, 1558 nt
Organism: Achroia grisella
Lineage: Eukaryota; Metazoa; Arthropoda; Insecta; Lepidoptera; Pyralidae
Product: facilitated trehalose transporter Tret1-like
Exons: 9
Coding region: 114-1511 (465 amino acids)
Biological process (GO): transmembrane transport
Cellular component (GO): membrane
Molecular function (GO): transmembrane transporter activity
Source: RefSeq, a predicted model, not a curated record
UCAGCGUCACCUACAUCUGUGACGCGAGCGAAAUAAAUUCACGCCGCGUACUCACGCGUUUCCGUCAAACAAAGAUUAACGGAUAAAAUUUUAGUGAAAAAAAAAAUAUAGUGAUGUAUAAAAUACCAGUGGCUUUCCUAAAACAGUUAUGGCUAACAUUGGGCGCAUCACUGGCAUUUCUGAUAAUUGGAUUGGUGAGAGGUUACUCGGCUUCCGCCAUCCCAUCAAUUGAAAGUCUAAAUCCACACCUCAUACAGUCUAAUGAACAGAAAUCAUGGAUUGGUGCCAUUCCACCGUUGGGUGCAUUCAUAGGCAGUCUUAUCUCUGGAGAGUUAAUGCAGCGUGCUGGCCGUCGAAGAACUUUACAAAUAGCCUCUCCUCUUUGGCUGGCAGCCUGGCUCGUUCUGGGGUUCGCUAAUCACUUCCCAUUAGUUGUGCUGGGUCGUAUGAUGUCAGGAUUAUGUGUAGGUUUCGUGUUAGCUCCGGCACAAGUUUAUGUGAGUGAAUGUUGUGAUCCGGAGAUUCGCGGUCGACUCGGCUCUUUGCCCACUCUAUCUAUGUCAUUUGGCAUUCUCUUAUCCUAUGUCGCUGGUAACUGGCUACAAUGGCGGCACCUUGCUUUCUUCUCUGCUAUUUUCUGUGUGGUACUGUUCGUCGUAUUACUGCCGUUGCCAGAAUCACCAGUUUGGUUGGAAACACAGGGCAGUGAUCCAGCAGGUUCAGUCAAAUGGUUGCACCUCUCUGCACGAGCCACCGUUAUUGUUAAGGAGGAACCAGAAGAGAAAAUCGAGUCAGCGGCACCACCGAAGCUGUUUACUCGUAAAGUAUUCUUUUCAUCGGCUGUGCUGAAGCCUUUGACUGUUGGAUUCGCCCUACUCAUUUUCCAACAGUUCAGCGGUAUAGACGCUGUCAUAUUCUUCACAGUAGAAAUAUUUCAAAAUGCAGGAAGUACGUUAGACGCUAUGACAGCCACCAUUAUUAUAGGCUUAGUUCAAUUAUUGAGUAAUGGAGUUAGCGUAAUGUUGGUGGACCGCGCUGGUCGGCGGCCCUUACUGCUGGUGUCUGCUGCAGUGAUGUGCGUCGCCAUGGCUGCCAUGGGAUCGGCUUUCUAUUUCGAGUUAGACAAAAUGUCGUGGCUUGGGUACUUACCUAUAGCAAGUUUGGUCGUUUUCAUGAUGGGAUUCUCCAUUGGUUUCGGCGGACUACCCUUCCUACUGCUAGGGGAACUGUUUCCGACUCACUACCGGUCCCAGCUCUCAGCCAUGGCUAGCGCUGUCAACCUGCUUUCAAUGUUCAGUGUCAUCAAGACUUAUCAUGCUCUUGACACCCUGCUUACAUCUGCUGGAACAUUCUGGAUGUAUUCUUGCUUUUGCGCAGUGGCGUUCGUAUUCGUUCUUUUAAUGGUACCCGAGACCAAGGGGAAGUCUCUCGCUGAAAUCGAGGAACACUUCCGUGGAAAGAAGAAAGAUAAGGAUGUAGUCAAUUUACAAAGGAUCUCUACUAUUUCUUAAAUAGAUGAAUUGAAUAGAUAUUUAAGUGAUUAUUACAUAGCAUAAAU